Molecule: messenger RNA, 1547 nt
Organism: Punica granatum (pomegranate)
Lineage: Eukaryota; Viridiplantae; Streptophyta; Magnoliopsida; Myrtales; Lythraceae
Source: RefSeq, a predicted model, not a curated record
AUAAUAUCAUUUUUGCCCCUACCGCCGCUUCCCCUUCCAAGGCCGUCUAACGUUCUUAAUAUGCGUCUCUGCGAACGGCACAAUAGCGCCAUUUGAGCGGUUGAUCGGAGUGGGGUUUUCCGAUUUAAAGCUCCGGUGAGCUCCGGAGAUGCAUUCUCUCCGUCGAACAAGGGCCCUCGCCAUCGCGCUGGCAGAGGCCGCCUCUACCCCUUACAAGAAUAGUAGGCUCUGCUCCGCCGCCGCCACAGGAAGAACGAGAACCGCCGCGAAUGAAGCUGAGGCUGAGGCUCAGUCCAGUUUGGAGAGUCCGGCUGAGACACCGCAUCAGAGAACCAAGUCCGUGGCGGAACCUUUAAGGGUGGCCGUGGCCGGGGCCGGCAAUUGGCCGAGGCCUAGCAAAAUACCUUUUCAGGCAAAGGUGGCCAAUUCCGUCCACCUGAUUGGCCGCAUCCACAUGCCUGUUCAGUGCCAGGCUGCUCCCGACGGCAAGUUCUGGGCGGGAACCGUCAUCACACGGGAUCAGCCCUCGGAUUCUUCCCCUCUUUGGAUCCCGAUCGUAUUCGAGGGCGAUUUAGCUAAUAUUGCCGCUUCUCAUCUGAAAGAGAAUGAUCACGUCUGCAUUGAGGGACAACUGAGUGCGGAUCCCCCAACAAUCGGUGUGAGCCCGAGUCAGGCCAACGUCCAGGUUAUGGUUCGCAGUAUUAACUUUGUCGAAGGAUCUGCUCAUGUGAAAUCAACCAUUGCCUCUCAGAAAUACGAGAAACCAGCUGCAACUAAGCAGGAUUUGAAAAAGCAAAUUGAAGACUCCUGGAGGAACCUCAUCACGAAUCCCGGAGAGUGGUCAGAUUACCGCAAAGCUAAACUUGAUGGAUUGGUUAAUCAUAAAUUCCCAGACUUUAAGCGCAAGGACAAAACUGCUUCUCUCUGGCUUGACACGGCACCGUGGUGGGUUUUAUCAAACAUUGAUGGAAUCGAAUUUGGUGGAAGUGACAACACAAGACCUGUUAAGGAGAAUAAAGGUGAUGAAGCCUGGAAGGACUUGGUUGAGAACCCCGAAAAAUGGUGGGAUAAUCGGUCGAAUAAGCCAAAGAGUACAUAUCCUGACUUCAAGCAUAAAGAGACGAGGGAAGCACUUUGGCUUGACAGCUCGCCAUCUUGGGUGCUGUCGAAGUUGCCACCUUUGAAACCACAGGAGGAAACGGCUAGUAGCUGGAUGAAAGCGGCUCCACAGACCUCAGUUUAAGUUUUCCUAUGUUGACAAGACAGCUUAGCUUGCAAGUAAAGUUAGCGAGAUUCUUUUACUUGAAUGGCAUGCUUUCGAUUUUGUUUCCUUCAAAAUUAUUUUACGGUGCGGAGGCUUGCUCCCAUUUGGAAGAAGAGUUCGUCGCGGGAGAGGGAGAUGGAGAGACUCCGAAGCGGAUAUUUUGGAGGAAAGGAAACAAAAGGAGAAUAUCCCGCACAAUUGUAAUGUUCCCUACUGUUAACUUGCAUUGUAACAUUUGGUACAUGAAGGAAUUAUAUGGGAACAUUGUAUAUCGUUGUAAUUU